Molecule: messenger RNA, 935 nt
Organism: Hippocampus comes (tiger tail seahorse)
Lineage: Eukaryota; Metazoa; Chordata; Actinopteri; Syngnathiformes; Syngnathidae
Product: collagen alpha-1(XVII) chain-like
Exons: 4
Coding region: 18-935 (305 amino acids)
Biological process (GO): extracellular matrix organization
Molecular function (GO): extracellular matrix structural constituent conferring tensile strength
Source: RefSeq, a predicted model, not a curated record
ACAAGUGCCCCACCUGAAUGGGACGGACAAGGUAUUUAAGCCCUCCAUUACCGACUGUGAAACGGCAGAAGAGCGACGGGAGCUGGACUGACAACAGCUCCAAGGCCAAUCUUGAGUGUUUGUGGACAUCACCAGCCACAAUGAUCAUUCUCAAGGUGUUCACUGUUGCCCUUUUGGUGUUAGGAACCAGCAGUUUUUCUGCUAAGGUGCGACAAGUGCGAAGUCAUCCACCAGGACCACCUGGACCACCAGGAGGACCACCUGGUCCACCAGGCCCAGAUGGAUCACCAGGGCCACCUGGUCAAACAGGACCAUUAGGACCACAAGGUCCACCAGGAUCACCUGGACCAAAUGGUCCACCAGGGUCAGAUGGUCCACCAGGGCCACCUGGACAUGAUGGUAAACCAGGGCCAAAGGGUGUAAGUGGACCACCUGGACACGAUGGUCCACCAGGACCACCUGGAGAAAAUGGAUCAAAUGGUCCACCAGGACCACAUGGACCAGAGGGGCCGACUGGACCACAUGGUCCAGUAGGCCCACCCGGGCCAGCUGGACCACCAGGACCACCUAGUAUGCCAGGACCACCUGGACCACCAGGACCUCCUGGGUCACCACUACAUUUUCCAUAUUAUCCACCUUGGUCAGGACCACCUUAUUAUGGUCGACGUUGGCCACCAGUACCUUGGCAACCGAAGCCAUUCCCAUAUCAGCCUUACGGAUACUUUCCACCAUACCAGCCUUACCGAUACUUUCCACCAUACCAGCCUUUCCGAUACUUUCCACCAAACCAGCCUUACCGAUACUUUCCACCAUACCAGCCUGACCAAUACUUGCCACCACACCCUGAGCUACCUGGACCACCUGGGCCACCUGGACCUCUUAGUAUGCCAGAACCAUCUGGACCACCAGGAACUCCUGAUGCCUUGGCAACCUAA